CCAACAACCGAAUUAACUCGGAUCUUUUUUUUCCUACUACGAACCGCCAUUGCGAUCAACGACCACACAUACAUCAAAUCACCGUAGGUUUUGCACUUGAACUAUUCCUUAAUUCUCUCAUUCAUUGCUAACAUUUUCAAGAUGGGUCGUCUCCAAGAAUACCAGGUCAUUGGCCGCCACCUGCCUUCCGAGGCCAACCCUACCCCCAAGUUGUACCGCAUGCGAAUUUUUGCUCCCAAUGAGGUCGUAGCCAAGUCUCGCUUCUGGUACUUCUUGACCAAGCUAAAGAAGGUCAAGAAGGCCAACGGCGAGAUCGUCAGCAUGAACAAGAUUGCUGAGAAGAACCCUCUCCGUGUCAAGAACUUCGGCAUCUGGAUCCGAUACGACUCCCGAUCCGGUACUCACAACAUGUACAAGGAGUACCGCGAGAUGUCGCGAACCGAUGCCGUUGAGGCCCUCUACUCCGACAUGUCUGCCCGCCACCGCGCUAGAUUCCGGUCGGUUCACAUCCUACGCGUCGUUGAGGUCGAGAAGAUUGAGGACGUCAAGCGACCCUACAUCCGACAACUCGUCACCAAGGAUCUAUCCUUCCCCCUACCUCACCGUGUCCCCCGUAUCAGCAACAAGAAGGUGUUCAGCGCCACCCGACCUUCCACUUUCGCAUAAGGGUUUUUCGUGUCGUAGUUGGGAGGGGUUUGGGAAUCGGUCUGCCGGUGUUCAUUACGGAAUUGCGGAAAACUUGAUUAGCAUGUGUGCUCUCGACAGAUAGAGCAGCAAAUGCAUAUAACAGAUGACCAAACGAUGAUUCUUUUUUAAUUCAU
Molecule: messenger RNA, 821 nt
Organism: Hypoxylon fragiforme
Lineage: Eukaryota; Fungi; Ascomycota; Sordariomycetes; Xylariales; Hypoxylaceae
Product: 60S ribosomal protein L20-like protein
Exons: 4
Coding region: 142-666 (174 amino acids)
Biological process (GO): translation
Cellular component (GO): ribosome; cytosolic large ribosomal subunit
Molecular function (GO): structural constituent of ribosome
Source: RefSeq, a predicted model, not a curated record